UAUCCGCCCCUUCUCUUCCCCCUUCGCCUGCGAGGCCUGGGCCCCAAACUGCCCGGGCUCUCCUCGUCUCACCGAGGAACGGCCCGGCGCGUGUCCCCGGCUAGCCGGCUCUGCAUUUAGGCGGCAGGGCACCGUGUGCGGAGGCAGAGUCAGUGGCAGGGGCCCACUCUCCGGAAGAGGAAGCUGAGACUCAGAUUCCGAGUCAGCCAACGUUCACUGGGAAGCUCCUGAGCCUGGGUGCUGGGCUGUGGACUUCCACGUCCGUUACCUUAAUUGAACUUCGCUGGGGUUGGGAGACCGGGCAUUGUCCGGGCUUACAGAUGAGGAAACGGAAGCCCAGAGAGGCGAAGGAAUUUGCCUAAGGUCCUUCUGUGGCAGAUCGGAUUCAGACUUAGAUUUUCUGAUUUCCCAGCUGGUCUUCUUUCAUCUGUACUGCCUGACUCUAGGAUUGCAUGGUGAUAAAAGGAAAGACUCCCGUGAGAAGAGAGCAGAAUGAGCAGAGAGAUCUGUGCUUGAAGUUGGGUCCUUUGAAAAAGAUCUCUUUGAAUGUGGAAGAGAUCUGGGCAGAUGAAAAUACAAUCAGGAAAAUGCAACAUGGCAGCAGCAAUGGAAACAGAACAGCUGGGUGUUGAGAUAUUUGAAACCGCAGAGUGUGAGGAGAAUAUUGAAUCACAAGAUCAGCCUAAAUUGGAGCCGUUUUAUGUUGAGCGAUAUUCGUGGAGUCAGCUUAAAAAGCUGCUUGCUGAUACCAGGAAAUAUCAUGGCUACAUGAUGGCAAAGGCACCGCAUGACUUUAUGUUUGUGAAGAGAAAUGAGCCAGAUGGACCUCAUUCGGAUAGGAUCUAUUACCUCGCCAUGUCUGGUGAAAAUAGGGAAAAUACACUGUUUUAUUCUGAAAUUCCCAAAACCAUCAACAGAGCAGCAGUCUUAAUGCUCUCCUGGAAGCCUCUUUUGGAUCUUUUUCAGGCAACACUGGACUAUGGGAUGUAUUCUCGAGAAGAAGAGCUAUUAAGAGAAAGAAAACGCAUUGGAACAGUUGGAAUUGCUUCUUAUGAUUAUCACCAAGGAAGCGGAACAUUUCUGUUUCAAGCCGGUAGUGGAAUUUAUCAUGUAAAAGAUGGAGGGCCACAAGGAUUUACCCAACAACCCUUACGACCGAACUUAGUGGAGACUAGUUGUCCCAACAUACGGAUGGACCCAAAAUUAUGCCCUGCUGAUCCAGACUGGAUUGCAUUUAUACAUAGCAAUGACAUCUGGAUAUCCAACAUCGUAACCAGAGAGGAGAGGAGGCUCACCUACGUGCAUAAUGAGCUAGCCAACAUGGAAGAGGAUCCCAGAUCGGCUGGAGUUGCUACUUUUGUUCUUCAAGAAGAAUUUGAUAGAUAUUCUGGCUAUUGGUGGUGUCCAGAAGCUGAAUUAGCUCCCAGUGGUGGCAAAAUUCUUAGAAUUCUGUAUGAAGAAAAUGAUGAAUCUGAGGUGGAAAUUAUUCAUGUUACAUCCCCUAUGUUGGAAACGAGGAGGGCAGAUUCAUUCCGCUACCCUAAAACAGGCACACCAAAUCCAAAAGUCACUUUUAAGAUGUCGGAAAUAAUGAUUGAUGCUGAAGGAAGGAUUUUAGAUGUCAUAGAUAAGGAACUAAUUCAGCCUUUUGAGAUUCUGUUCGAAGGAGUUGAAUAUAUUGCCAGAGCUGGAUGGACUCCAGAGGGAAAAUAUGCAUGGUCCAUCCUACUAGAUCGCUCACAGACCCGCCUCCAGAUAGUGUUGAUCUCACCUGAGCUGUUUGUCCCGGUAGAAGAUGAUGCCAUGGAAAGACAGGGCCUUGUCGAGUCUGUGCCUGACUCGGUGACACCGCUGAUUAUUUAUGAAGAAACAACAGACGUCUGGAUAAAUAUUCACGACAUCUUCCAUGUUUUUCCCCAAAGUCAUGAAGAUGAAAUCGAGUUUAUUUUUGCCUCUGAAUGCAAAACAGGUUUCCGUCAUUUAUAUAAAAUCACAUCCAUUUUAAAGGAGAGCAAAUAUAAGCGAUCCAGUGGAGGACUGCCUGCCCCAAGUGAUUUCAAGUGUCCUGUCAAAGAGGAAAUAGCAAUUACCAGUGGUGAAUGGGAAGUUCUUGGCCGGCAUGGAUCUAAUAUCCGAGUUGAUGAAGUCAGGAAGCUGGUAUAUUUUGAAGGCACCAAAGACUCCCCUUUAGAACAUCACCUGUACGUGGUCAGUUAUGUAAAUCCUGGAGAGGUGACAAGGCUGACCGACCGUGGCUACUCCCAUUCCUGCUACAUCAGCCGGCAUUGUGACUUCUUUAUAAGUAAGUAUAGUAACCAGAAGAAUCCACACUGUGUGUCCCUUUACAAGUUGUCAAGUACUGAAGAAGACCCAACUUGCAAAACAAAGGAAUUCUGGGCCACCAUUUUGGAUUCAGCAGGUCCUCUUCCUGACUACACCCCUCCAGAAAUCUUCUCUUUCGAAAGUACUACUGGAUUUACAUUGUAUGGGAUGCUCUACAAGCCUCAUGAUCUGCAGCCUGGAAAGAAAUACCCCACUGUUCUGUUUAUAUAUGGGGGUCCUCAGGUGCAGCUGGUGAAUAAUCGGUUUAAAGGAGUCAAGUAUUUCCGCUUGAACACCCUUGCCUCUCUGGGUUAUGUGGUUGUGGUGAUAGACAACAGGGGAUCCUGCCACCGAGGGCUGAAAUUUGAAGGCGCCUUUAAAUACAAAAUGGGUCAAAUAGAAAUUGACGAUCAAGUGGAAGGACUCCAAUAUCUAGCUUCUCAGUAUGACUUCAUCGACUUAGAUCGUGUGGGCAUCCAUGGCUGGUCCUAUGGAGGAUACCUCUCCCUGAUGGCAUUAAUGCAGAGGUCAGAUAUCUUCAGGGUCGCUAUUGCUGGGGCCCCAGUCACGCUGUGGAUCUUCUAUGAUACAGGAUACACGGAACGUUACAUGGGCCAUCCUGACCAGAAUGAGCAGGGCUAUUAUUUAGGAUCUGUGGCCAUGCAGGCAGAGAAGUUCCCUUCUGAGCCAAAUCGUUUGCUCCUCUUGCAUGGGUUCUUGGAUGAGAAUGUCCAUUUUGCACAUACCAGUAUAUUACUGAGUUUUUUAGUGAGGGCUGGAAAGCCAUAUGAUUUGCAGAUCUAUCCUCAGGAGAGACACAGCAUAAGAGUUCCUGAAUCCGGAGAACAUUACGAACUGCAUCUUUUGCACUACCUUCAGGAAAACCUUGGAUCACGUAUUGCUGCUCUGAAAGUGAUAUAAUUUUAACAUGGGCAGAGCUCUGUUAAACACUGGCUGCUUAACCAGACGAGGAGGUUAAUCAAUAGAGAACAGAGAAUUGAGCAUGACAUUUUGGUACCUGCCAUAUAACAUCUGCUUCUGAAAGGAAAUUUGGUGCCACACAGGUGUCUACAGCUUGUGGGUAGUAAUCUGAUACCUUCACCACACACAGGUAUUUCCGAGGGACCCAGCAGCACCAGGAGAGUUACUGAAAGAAAGAAGGCACUAGCACCACAUAUCCAUACUACCCUGUUUUCACUUUUAAAAGCAUUAUAAACCUAAUGGAUUUAAUUAGUGUAUUUUUACAGUAUAUUUCUCAGUUUGUUAAAAUAUGAUAUUAGUGAUUGGUUUGGUUCAAUUCCAGAAUCUCUGACUAGUUACAGAUUUGAUAGCACUUAAAUGUAAUGGAUGCUUAUGCUUCGUUGCCUGGGGUAUAUCCAGCAUGUUAUGAACUAAUCACUAUUAAACCUAUGACUUAACCAGUCAUUGAUGAUUUUCAAGGAUAACUUAGGGGCCUCCUAAAGACCUAUUUUGGUUCAUUGAAGCUCUGACCAGUUUUUAGCCAAUGUAAACUGUAUCUAAUAUAAACAGCUCUCAUUUUUCUUUGAUGAUAUGACAGUGGGUUUUUCCUUUUGCAUAAGGGCAGAUAACUGUAUAUGUAGCAUGGGUUUAAUUUGUCUUAUGAUAUUGAUAAUUACAGGCAGAGAAAUUUUAAUCACAUGAUUAGAGCUUAAGUACUUGCAGGCAAUUCCCCGCCCCCUCCCCGCUUAGGAAAAGGAAAAAGUACACACUCACUUUGUUCUUCAGAAAAUGUGGUGAUGUCCGUUUCCUGUAAAAUGUUGCAGAGUUUUAGGAAGGUGGAAGGGAUUCUUAGUAGGGUGGGAGAAAUGAUGGAGAGGAGGAGGCAAGGAUCUGCUUAGGAACUAAGCAGAAGCCUAGUUUAACGAAAGAUACUCGUGAAAAAGUUUUGGGUUUUUGAUAAUUAAGAAAUCACUCUCUUGCCAACACAGCUACAGACUGAUUUUAUUCAGGGGAGGAAAAGUUCCUUAGAGUUACUUUUAUCCAUUUUUUUCUUCUUAAUUUUGGAACAUACAAAUUUAAACUUUAUAAUUUUUAAAUUAUAUGAGCAUAAAGAGCUAUUUAGAUAUUAAAUAUUAGGAGCUUAAAAUAAAAGUUUCCAGAAGAUGUGUUUAAGCUGAUCCCUGGCAAGCCACGGCUCUCUUUUUCAGUAUUUAAAGCUUAUAGUUUCCCCGAAUGUCUACGACAUUUCCCGUGACAUUUAGCUCUAGCACUUGACUGUUAAGGAAGCUCGUUGGCUUUCAGUUGCUGAUUGAGAUCUGUCCCCUUGGAGUUUUGGGGCGCUACAUAGGUCAUAUUGGAGCCCGUGGCAAAGAAGGCAUCUGUGGGUUUGACUCUUCAAUCACAAGAGUUGAUGUUUGGAAAGUUGUUACCAGUACUUUUUAAACAACAGUCUAUGAAAAAUCACUAUUUUCUCUCACCACGAGAGAGAGAGUAGAUUUCCUCCAUAGAGAGCACAGCUCCAUUGGUAAGGAUGACUCUGGCAGAGGUGGAUUUCAUCCCUGAAGGCCAGGUGGCAGGUGGAAGAAGCCCAGAGAUGGCAGGGUGACCUGGUGGUUCUGCCCUUGGCGAGGGGAUUGGGUUUUACUGUUUGUGUAUUUAUACUGUAUCAUAGAUACCAUACUUCUUACUGUAUAUAUAUUAAUUUUCAUGUUUAUAUUUUUCCCCAUACCAAGAUUUGUUUCUAUUUUUUCAAUGUUAAAUUAAAUGGAUUUGGGUAACUUUUUUUCCCCAAGGAAGUAUUUUCCCCUGUGACUUAAGUAUGUAUCUGACUGUGGAGAGUGAUUUUUGCUUUUGGACUAGUUGGUCUCUGAGGAUUUGUUCUUAUAUCGUCUGCGAAGUAGCAAAUGUUACACAGUGGCCUUUAGACAGUGUUCAUUUGAAACCUCUUACCCAUCAAGACUGGCUAAAAUGGCAUCUCUUAUUUUCCAAAACAAACCUUAGAAACUUUCAUGUACUCUUGAAUCAUAGGUGUUUUCCUUUUGCAUCUUGCCUUCCCCUUUUCUUCUGUCAGCACUCCGUCCUGCAUCACAAGGAACGCUUCUGUUGUAAUUCCUGGUCAUUUAAAUGGCACUCUGCUUCUUUAGGGGAGACGAUACCUGACUGAAUUCACUUACAGAAAGACUUGCCUGAAUUAAUUUUAACGACAGAUGAGGGAAACAUUUCAUUCACUUCAAGCGAUCAGUAAAAAAAACUCACUAAAACUCCUUGUAAGCUGAUUAAAAUGCAGGAGUAUAAAAGUAGCAGUAGUUUUGGUGAGAGCCGAAAAGCACUAGGUUCACCAUCAAACAGGGUUUCUGCAGGCUUGAUAAAUAGGUGCACUUGAACAGCCAUCAACACAUACGACUACUUAAGCGUUGUACAACAGUGGAGCUCAGAAUCCAAGACUCAUCUGGGAUGCUUUACUGAAAGAAAUGGAGAUUCUUGACCCUCGUUGUUAAGAAUUUGGAUUCACUUGACUGGACCAGGAAUCUGCAUUUCUAACAAACUUUCCAGGUGCUUCUAAAUCAAGUCCUCUGUGGACUACUUUAAGAAACUCUUCUACAGAGAGUGGAGCUGGUGAUUUUUACACUGGACUGAUUGACAAGAGCCCAAACAGCAGUUAAGAAAGCUGCCCCUGUGUGUUAACUAGUGGCCCUUCUUACACUGAAAGGAGCAGGUGGUACAGUUAACUUUGUCUGGGGAUUUAUUUUCUCUCUGGGCCAUUCCUGGCUCUCCCAAAGCCUCACCCAAAUGGUAAGAAGAUGAAGUCACAAUCCAUGCAUUAACUUUUAAAAGAAGGAGACACAGAUACUGGUGCAAGCAUGCUUACUUUACUGCUGUGUUGUACUCCUUACGGAAGGUCUGUCCUACUUCUCUGCAGCCUUGUUCCCUCUUUAGGUGGAACGAUUCCUGUAACAUAGAUCUCAUUAUUAUAGAAGCAUAAUCCUUUCAAACUGGAAUAAAUGUUGGAUAGAGUCUAAACCAAUAGUAGAGGAGGAGCCUACAGAAGGGGUUCUGCCCCUGCCACACAGCCCCUUAGUGUUCACUUGGCACUAGACUCCAUCCAGGUAGCCUGACCCAUGGUAGUGAAAUGAUAGAUAAAAAAGGCAAAUUUUUAAAGAAGUAUUUAUUAAUAUAUUCAUAUAAAACAUUUUAAAGGUAACUACAUAAAAUGGUUAAUUAUUCCAUUCUAUAGUAAAUGCUAACCAUGCUUAUUAAUGCAGUAUUUCUUAUUAUUGUACGACAUUCUGAAGAUAAUUAAAAUGGCUACACUAACUGUCUUCCUUGGUAUCGUGGGGAGUGUGGGGAUUGGAAUAUAGAGUAGAAUGCUUGAGUAAGCCUGCGAGCCCAUCUUACAGGUAUUUGAAGUAAGAAAAGCGACAUGGCCAUAUAUUUGUAAGGUGGAUGUCCAUUCCCAGCAGACAGAAAGGAAUAAGGAAGCUUCUCCAACUCCCACUUCCCCGAUGCCACCUAGCCUCACUGAUACACCUUCCAGCCUAAAACAUGGAGAUGUGUUUGUGUAAGGGGCUGGCCCCUGCUGCCAGCAGAUAGCUCUAGGUAAUGAUUUCAGAAGUUCUUCACACAAAGAGCAAAAGUAGUUUUUUUGUUUUUUUUUAAAUAACCCAAAUACAAAUUAUUGUGAUAUUCAGCACAAUUGGAGUUCAGGUCUUUAAUUUUAGAACAUAAAGUGCCUGCUGUUUUAAGCAUUGACGUGUAUAAAAAGAAUUGCAUGUCUCACUCCCAUAAGCUUAUGGGUUUUCUCAUUUUCAGCUACAUGGCUUUUAAUCAUGUAAAGUGAAACAUUAGUUUUGUUGCAUUUUAUUACAGGUUCUUUGUUGCAAUAAAGAUGCUGCUAAAAUGAGUUGAAUUAAAUAUUCCUUCUCCACCACCACCACCAUCCCCCAUUUGAACAACCGUUGGGUGACUAACACAUAUGGAAAAGGUCAUGUGCUUGAAUGGAGCAGAAAGACUGCAGGGCGAAGGAUUAUAGGGGGUGUAAAGUAUAAACAUUAACAAAAAUGCAGUUAAACUCAGAGGAAGGUGUGCAGAGAACUGCUUUGUACAUGCAAAUGGGUCCCAACCACCAGCAGUGUUGCAAGGGCAGGUGGAGUUUGGAGCCAGUGAUGAACGCGUCCCCCCUCAGCAACUGGGGAUUUCUUACGGAUACAGAUGAACUCUUCUAAAGUGAGUAAAUCUGGGGUCCUCCAGAGCAGAGACUUCAUCUGGGUUCUAGAACUCUCUGAAAUUGUAUGCAGAAUAUUGCAUGAAUGAGGGGAGGUGCUUUUUUCUGGGGAGAAAGGCCUUGGCUUUAGCCAUUAUCAAAGGGAUAAUGAUCCUAAAAGGUUAAGAGUCACUACUGUUCUGAGGGUCUUUAGCUCUUCACUUGUGUACUAAAGUUAUUAUGAAUAAAGCAGACCUUUAAAGAAGAUAAUGUUGUAGACCAGUGCCGCUUAACCUUUUUUAACCUCAUGACAGACGUUUGCAUGACACUCUGGGACAAAUAGGCACACUGGGAUAACCAAUUGAGGCCACCUGCAGCCAGGACUGACUGGCCGUUCCCACCCCAGCACUGAAGAGAUGAGUAUCUCAGCAGACCUCUAAUCCAUUCAUUGCACUCCAGUUGGGAAACUUUCGUAGACUAUAGAGCAACCUUGGUCUGUUUAACCACAUCUCUGGCCGUCCACAUUUUGCAAAGAUUGAUGGAGUUACAGACUUCCUAGUAAGUAGCUCUAGGGCUCCAGUGCUCUAGAGUCCUAUCAGAGUGAGUGCUGUGGCCCAGAGGUCUUUGAACUUCACCCUUGAGUCUAACCCACUUGGUGGUUAUAAGGAGGAAGUGAUUGAUCCUUUGGUGCUUAUUUUGAGAGGCAGACUUGAAACAGCUGCAGUAUGAGAAUCUCAUAACCAGGGCACAAUUUUAUGUUGGGCUUGGAAUGGUUUGGGGAAUUACCAUGGUUUAAAUGUUCAUCAGCCUGGCUCUGUCUACAUAGUGGGUGCCCUGGCCCUGCCACUGUGGACAGAGGUUGAACUCCCUUUAAAAUGGAUUACAGGGGUUUCUGCUCAGACACGGGCACUGAGUUUGAUGUUCGUUUCUUUUUGAGAGAUACUUUCUCUAAAUUGAUCCCUGGACUUGAGUUCUUGAAAUCGAAGUUUGGGGAAGCAACGAGCCAGGGUACUGGUCCUUAGCCUGGUCCAGGAAUUCAUCUUCACUGGAAAAACACUGCAGAAGUGGUGUGGUUUAUUUCAACAUUGUACUCACAGGUGACAAUUCUUUGUAGGUAUAGAGCCUCUGGCCAGGGAGGUUCUUGAAGCCACACAGCUUUUCUGUAAAACUCCAUGUUGUCUUGGUUUCUGUGCAUAAAUGGUUGCCAUUGCAUCCCUGAGUGUGCGCAUGAGCGCUGCUGUCUGUGGUUCAGUUGAGUACUCGAUGUGUUUGCCUUACAGAUUAAUUGCUUCAAAUGAUUUCAACUCUCCGUUCCUCUUCAUUUCUAUUACUGCACCCACCCCAGCCUAGCUUCCUUGCUCUCAUGCUGGGUAAUGGUAGCAGUUCUCUACACAGCCUGAGUUGGGGUUCAAGAGUAAGAAUUCCAAGUGACUUCAUAGAGGUGGUUCUCAACUUUGAUUUGGCAAAUAUUUUGCAAAAACCACAUGCCAGGCCUGUGUUAGACCGUGAGAAAAUAAAGAUGAAAGGACACAGCCCUUGCCCUCACUAGGCUCACAGGACCAGCCUUACACCCAGAAAGACACUGCCACUUCUUUAAAGGCAAGCUCAGCUCUCCUGCUCAACUUAGGGUGGUACUUCCGUCCUUAAUUCAAGUUCUGCCUGGCAUUCACAGCCCUGUGUCUCUUGACCUGUCCUCACUUUCCCUCAAGCCAACAUGUGCCCAGGCCCCUCACUUGCCCACAAACACACUGAGGCCUUCCUGUUUCAGUAGAGUGCAUGCUUUGAAGUUAGACCUAGUUCUGACCUCCACUCCCCCAUUUAGUAAGUUUGCCAAUAAAUAACUUGAUCUUUCUGAGCCUAAAUGUCCCCAUCAGUGAAGUGGAGAUUAACGGAGAUACGGCAGUGUUAACCCCUCUUCCCCGCCUUGAGUACACACUCCAUCCAUCUCUCCUAAUCCUACUGACCUUCCAAGGUCCAGCUCAAGUCUUAGCUCCUUCUGAUCUAUUUCCACCCUGGUGUUCUUCUCUUGGAACUUCUACAAAGCUUAGAUGGGAACCUCAUCAUAAAAGAGGUGGCAUCAUAAAAUAGUACCAGAAUUGGCUUUGGAGCCUGGCUUCAAACCUUGCCUCUGCUAUUUGCUAUCUUUGUGACCUUGAACAUGUUCGUGGUCUUGGAGAUGACCCCUGGUUUCCUUAGGUGUAAAACAGGAAUAAUAGAAUCUUUGCAGUGGGUUACUGUGAGGAUUAAAUCAGUUAAUGUACAUAAAGCACUUGGUGCCUAACACACAGUAAAAGUGUUAAAUAAAGGUUAUUAUCUUAGACUUUUGUUUUACGACUGUUUCUGUUCUUCAGUUAGAUUACAGACUGUGAGAGUAGGCACUGUCUUACAUUCGUUUAAUUCUCCCCAGAAUACCCACUGUAGAGCCAGAUACACAGGAAUUGUUUAUUGGGUACUUGAGUACCAAAGAGGAGUCCCUAGGGGGUGCAAAUGGUAAGCACUAAAGGUUGCAGAUUAGAAUUCACCCAGAGGUACCUCCAAAGAAAAGCCUGGUGGUCUAUUUCUGAAAGGUCAUAGCCAUUAAAAACCCUAUGGAGCACAGUUCUACUCUAACACACAUGGGUUGUCCAUGAGUCCGAGUCUACUCAAUGGCAACCGGUUUGUUUUUCUGAGUACCAAAAAUUUUCAAAUUAAAAAAAUAUUUUGACCUUUUCCAUUUAGGGUUGCCUGGCACCCAUCCACCAAUUCACUUAUGAGACUGCAAAAGAGAUCAAAUUCCUCUCAACUUUAAGCUUUCAGAACUCCUUUGAAAUCCUAGAAUUUUUAUUCUUUUCCCACUGAGGCUUUGUUGUUGUUAGGUGCCAUUAAGUUGUUCCUACUCACAGACCUGUGCCAUAGGGUGUCCAAGGAGUGGCUGGUGGAUGUGCAUUGCCAACCUUUUGGUUAGCAGCCAAGCUAUUAACCGCUACGCCAGUGGGGCUUUAGGACAGGAGGAGUGGUGCUUCUUAACCCCAGGUGCCUGGAGGACUGUGAAAAGCACUGCUGUCUGACCACAUUUACCGACCUGAUAGAGACUGGGGGAACCCCGAGACUGUGGCCCGAAUACACCCCUCUGACUUGGAACUGCAGCCAUUCCCAGAAACCACCUUCCAGCCAAGCAAUGGACAGGCCUGUAAGAUAAGUGAUAAACCCAAAAAGAAGUGCUCCAUAGAACAAACAAUUAUUUGAGACCAAAGGGCUACAUUUGCCCAAAAGCGAAGACAGGAAGGGGUAGGAAAACCAGAUGAAAGGAAAUGGGGACCCAGGCUGGAGAUGGGGAGAGUGCUGACACAGUGUGGGGAUUGCAAGCAAUGUCAUGGAACACUUUGUGUAUAGUUUGUUGUAUGGGAAACUGAUUUGCUCUAUAGACUUUCAUCUAAAACAAUAACUUUAAAUUUUUUAUUGUACUUUAGAUGAAGGUUUACAGAACAAACUAGCUUCUUAUUAAACAGUUAGUAUACAUACUGUUUUAUGACAUUGGUUAACAACCCCGCGACAUAUCAACACUCUCCCUUCUCGACCUUGGGUUCCCUGUUAACCAGCUUUCUUGUCCCCUCCUGCCUGCUAGUCCUUGUGCCUGGGCUAGGGUGCCCCUUUAGUCUUGUUUUAUGGGCCUGUCUAAUCUUUGGAUGAAGGGUGAACUUCAGGAAUGACUUCAUUACUGAGCUAAAAGGGUGUCCAGGGGCCAUACUCUCACAAUAAAGUGUUAGAAAAAAGAAAACUGAUGUCUGAGUCCUACCCCAAUCCCAGUUCAGUUACAUCAAAAUGAUUGCGGGGUGUUGG
Loxodonta africana (African savanna elephant) is the source of this 11302-nucleotide messenger RNA. It is a transcript of the gene DPP8, whose product is annotated as dipeptidyl peptidase 8. Gene Ontology annotation, molecular function: serine-type peptidase activity; dipeptidyl-peptidase activity. The coding region runs from base 547 to 3243 and encodes 898 amino acids. The transcript is spliced from 21 exons. Gene Ontology annotation, biological process: proteolysis. NCBI's taxonomy places the organism in Eukaryota, Metazoa, Chordata, Mammalia, Proboscidea, Elephantidae. The record is from RefSeq and is a predicted model, not a curated record.